AUGUCGACGCCCAUCACUCGCCUCUUGUCCCAUACGGUCAACAAGCCGUACAGAUCUAAACAUCUUCGCGAUGUAACCCCUCACCUCGACGCGAACGGCUUCGUCGCUUUCGCCCCUGAUGAUAUCGAAAAUCCUCAGAACUGGUCUCUGCGUCGCCGGGUGAUCGUCACCAUGAGCGCGGUGCUGCUGGUGGUCAACGCGACUUUUGCCUCGAGUUCUCCGAGUGGAUGCUUUGGCUCGAUCUCAGAGCACUUCGGGAUCUCAACUGAAGUGGCCGGAUUGACUAUCACUCUCUUUCUGCUUGGAUAUUGCGCCGGCCCCCUCAUCUUUGCGCCCCUGUCGGAGUUCUACGGUCGCAGGUACAUCUUCUACGUGACCUUUCUGUGCUAUCUCGCAUUCAAUUUCUUGUGCGCCUUUGCGCCAAACCUCGGAGCUCUGCUUGUAGGUAGAUUCCUCGCAGGAACGUUUGUAUCGGCUCCACUGAGCAACUGCCCCGGUCUCCUGGCGGACGUAUGGAACCCCUUACAACGAUCGAACGCAAUGGCUGGAUUUUCCGCCAUGGUUUGGAUUGGGCCAGCUCUUGGACCGGUUGUGGCCGGUUUUUUGGAAUUGAAAAAGGAUUGGCGGUGGAGCUUCUAUGUUCUACUUUGGCUCGGUGGAGCCUCGGCAGUCAUCAUGCUGACCAUUCCCGAGACCUACGCGCCGAUCAUCCUGUAUAACAAAGCGAAGCGCAUUCGAAGGAACAAGAUCCCCGGGUACGAGAAUGUGCGCGCGCCCGUUGAGGCGAGCGAUCGCACGCUCUUGACCAUCUACAAGGUCGCGCUUACCCGGCCCUGGAUUAUUCUUUUCGACCCCAUUUCCUUCCUGUGCGCGAUCUACAUGUCUGUCGUCUACACCCUGUUGUACAUGCUCUUCAGUAUCUAUCCUAUCGUCUUCCAGGAGAAGCGCGGGUGGAAUUCUGGGGUUGGCGAACUGCCACUGUGCGGUACCAUCGUCGGCGCGCUUCUCGGGGGUGGGAUCGUAGUGAUCGACACAAAGAUCCGCCAGCGGAGGGUCGAUAGGGGCGAAACUAAAGUCGAAGAUACCACGCCGGAGGAUCGGCUUACGCUUGCGAUGAUUGGUGGGAUUUUAUUCUCUGCCACCAUGUUCUGGUUUGCCUGGACCGCCGAAUACGAUUCUAUUCAUUGGAUUGUCCCAACGCUCGCAGGGUGCUUCCUUUCUAGUUCUCUGCUGCUCAUCUUUGUUGCAUACUUAAACUAUCUAGUGGACGUCUACCUCAUGUAUGCCGCGUCUGCUAUUGCCGCCAACACAAUCGCACGAUCUGCCUGCGGUGCCGCUGCGCCCCUAUUCACGAACCAGAUGUUCUCCGCUAUGGGCAUCGGUGGUGGAGGGAGUCUGAUCGGUGGAGUGGCUGCGUUGCUCGCGGUUAUUCCGUUCCUGUUUUACAAAUAUGGGAAACAGAUUAGAAUUCGCAGCAAAUUCGCGCCGACACAGGUGCGCCCCCGGGCCCCUGAUGUGGAAAAUAACCCUGCCGAUGAGCCGAUCAGCCGCUCUACCUCCUCGCCUGGGAGUGAACACGGAAUGCAGGGAGAGGCCGAGAAAUGA
This is a messenger RNA of Penicillium chermesinum, 1605 nucleotides long. Its product is annotated as MFS transporter. Gene Ontology annotation, molecular function: transmembrane transporter activity. Gene Ontology annotation, biological process: transmembrane transport. The coding region runs from base 1 to 1605 and encodes 534 amino acids. The record is from RefSeq and is a predicted model, not a curated record. NCBI's taxonomy places the organism in Eukaryota, Fungi, Ascomycota, Eurotiomycetes, Eurotiales, Aspergillaceae. The transcript has 2 exons.